Messenger RNA from Syngnathoides biaculeatus (alligator pipefish), 2558 nucleotides. RefSeq names its product SUMO specific peptidase 2 (gene senp2). The transcript has 17 exons. Gene Ontology annotation, biological process: protein desumoylation. Gene Ontology annotation, cellular component: nucleus. The record is from RefSeq and is a predicted model, not a curated record. The coding region runs from base 176 to 1918 and encodes 580 amino acids. Lineage: Eukaryota; Metazoa; Chordata; Actinopteri; Syngnathiformes; Syngnathidae. Gene Ontology annotation, molecular function: deSUMOylase activity.
CCGAUGCUAACUGCUACUAGAGCGGUUGAUAAGCUAAGAUAAGCUAACUCGGCGUCUGACAACUUCUGUCUCGUACAUAUUUUUGUUUGUUUGUUUGUUUUCUCUUUGGAUACAACCCUAAAACGGAGAGGCCGGCGCAGAGGACCCGCUCGACAUUUUCUCCUAUCUGUCUGGGAUGUAUGGAUGGAUAUUUGACGGAAUCUCGUCGUUGUUUGAGCCCGCCACUGGGCAAGCUAAUAACGGGGAGCUGACAAGCGAUCUGCGGCGAGAGAGCCACGGCAGACCGGUCAAGAGGAGCUACGAGAGCGUUGAUGCAGCAGAAGGUGUUGGCCAGUGUGACCAGGUUGCAGCAAAAAGACGAAGGCGAGAUGUGGUGAUAAAUUUUGUCAAGAAGACCGUGGCCGGGGUUGCUAAUCUUCUCCGGUUUCGCAAACCCCUGAUGUCAAGCCCGAAUGAGCACAGAGGCUAUACGGAAACACAGUCCGACACUCUGGGAAUCGAUGAGCUGCGCAUGCCGUGGCUGACGAGUCCUGACUGGAGAAUGGCAGAUAAAACAGGGAUUGGGAUGAUCGAUCGGGCUCCACCCAAGGCCUUCCAGGGCUCUUUGCUCCCUUUAACGAGAAAAUUCAGUGGUACCGCAGUGUCUUCUGAGAAGAAAACCUCCCUCCAAUUGUUGCCUUCACGACCCCCUCUGAACGUGGGACUGCCCAAUGGCGACCAGAAUAGUUGCAACGGCUUUGGGCACACCCGCUUCUCCAAGCCCAGUCUGACUGUUGAAGAGGCUAUAAAGCAGAACGACAAGGAGCGCUACAGACGCCUGGUGGAGAUGGUGACGGAGAAAUACAGCAAAAGCCAACCGCUACCUUUCAGUCAAACUAAACCACAAGCUGCAUUGUUGUCCCACGGCGAGCACACGGUGACAAGGAAACCCUUCGAGUCGGCGCCCAGAAAGAUGCCGUACUCCCCUCACCCCAGCGUGGUGUCGUGGAGAAAUGGAUCUGUAAAUAAGAGCAGAUGGGGUUCCCUGCCUCUCAGCAACCCUUACACAGGAAUGCAAGACGGCAGCCAGCAUGUCAACUGCGCAAAGAAAACAGUAGCCGAGUUGGACCUCUCCGCAGAAGUCGCCACUCGCCUCAACCUAGUGGACCGAGUGACGACCGCGGUCGGCCCGGCGGGCGCUCACACGCAACCGUCGCACGUACGACACGCUGAAGACGAUGUGCCCCGACUCACAAAGGAGAUGGCAGCGGACGUGUUCCGUGCUCUGGCUCAGAGUGACCCCUACUUGGUUUUGAGUGCCGCGUUCAAGCUGCGCAUCACACAGAGAGACUUGGCCACGCUUCAGGAAGGUGGCUGGCUCAACGACGAGGUGAUCAACUUCUACUUUUGCUUGGUCAUGGACCAGUGCUCCGACUGGGCAGGGGGGGCGCGGGUGUACUCGUUCAGCACCUUCUUCUACCCCAAGCUCUGCGGCAGUCCGGGCGGGCGGGCCGGCGGGCACGCCGCGGUCAAGCGCUGGACCAAAGCCGUCGACAUCUUCCUGUAUGACCUGGUCCUGGUCCCGCUGCACUUGGGCGUCCACUGGGCUUUAGCUGUGAUAGACUUGAAAGCAAAAACAGUGAAGUUGUACGACUCCAUGGGCAAAAGACAUGACGACAUUUGCAAUCUUCUGCUCCUCUACCUGAGGGAGGAGCACAGAGCUAAGAAAGGCAGAGAGUUGGACAGCACCAAAUGGACCGUUGGCUGCAUGCGGCCCACAGAAAUUCCCCAGCAAAAAAACGGCAGCGACUGCGGCGUUUUUGUCUGUAAAUACGCCCAAUACAUCGCGAAAGGAAGGCCCCUCAACUUCAGACAGGGGCACAUGCCUCUCUUCCGGAAGUUGAUGAUUUGGGAAAUUUUGCACCAGAAGCUGCUAUAGCGAGUUCAUUGUGCGACAUGGGACACCUGCGAAGGACUUUAAGUGUGAAGGCACACAAUAUGUUGGCACAUUUUUUUUUUUUUUUUUUUUGCCUGAUUUAAUCUCUGAGUUGUAAUUAGAGAUGUCAUUUUGGAAACACGCAACUAGCGCUGGCAUCCUGUUUUUUGUUUUGUUUUUUCUUUUUUUGUUAGGAUAUUUGUAUUGGAAGUACUGCCACAAGUGCCUUUCAAUGUUCUCACACUGAAACUGGAGAGAUUGACUGCAUCCCAAGCUGCGUCAGGUCACUUGUGUUCCGUCGCAGUCGAGACACUAAUUUAUUCACGCAUUAUCCGGCAAAAGUUGAAGGUGCAUGGUGACGUUAUUUAUUUAUGACAUGACUGAAUAAUUUGUAUUUUUGUCUUUUGCUCUGAUUAGUAGGCAACUGAGAGAUGUCAGCAACGUCUGCAUAAAGUAUUGACUGCAUAGCAAACUACUGUAUACAAGUGCAUAUUUAAGUUCAUGGUUUAAAAUAUGAUCCACCCCCCUUAAAUAAAGUUUAAUAUAACCUAUGCAUACGUUAUUUUGUGGGUGUGCACAUGAAAGACCGAGUGCCUCGGUGUUCAAAAGAAGAAGGGCUGCAUUGCCGCAAUGUAAAUGUUAC